Messenger RNA from Anthonomus grandis grandis, 1006 nucleotides. RefSeq lists its product as uncharacterized. The record is from RefSeq and is a predicted model, not a curated record. Gene Ontology annotation, biological process: microtubule-based movement. NCBI's taxonomy places the organism in Eukaryota, Metazoa, Arthropoda, Insecta, Coleoptera, Curculionidae. Gene Ontology annotation, cellular component: cytoplasmic dynein complex; cytoplasm. The transcript is spliced from 6 exons. The coding region runs from base 83 to 991 and encodes 302 amino acids. Gene Ontology annotation, molecular function: dynein intermediate chain binding.
UUCUGAACAUAUUUUUUAACAUCAAAUUAGACAAUCUUACUUGACAUACUCUUCUACUACAAUUCAAAAACAAGAAACAUCAAUGGCGGACAAUGAAGAGGAGCAACCCAAAGAAAUUCCACAUGAAGAACAGUCACCACCUAGUUCACUUGAACCCCAAGAGGUAGAAGAAUUAAGAAAGUCUAUGCAAGAAAUACAAGAGCCAAGAAAAAUUUCAAUAUCAGACGGGGUUGAAAGACGUCGAUCAUCACAUCGUGCAUCUGGCAUAGAACGCAGAACAUCAGCUGCUGGAGAACGCAGAAUAUCAGUCAGUGGAGAGCGCAGAAUAUCAACCGGUGGCGAACGCAGAGUAUCCGUCAGUAAGGAACGCAGAGCUUCAGCAGAUGUAGAACCCAGAACUUCGAUUAAAGGAGCAUCCAUCAGAGGAUCCGAGAUGAUAGAGAGUUUCAUCCCUCCGGAGGUCAGGGCGGGUUUUCAUGGUAGACAAGCGAGUUUGCAACCUUCGCGAUCGGAUACCAUUAGUCCGUCGAUUCAAAGAAAGUCAAAAUUCGGAUUAACCAGCAAGGCCAGAAUGGUACUGGGUAGUAUUGUCGAUAUCAAAACUAACGCAGGAGAGGCUUUUGACAGAAGAGUAGCCAAGUACCAAAACUCUUAUAGACUAGAGUCGCAAAAUCCAUUUAAUGCCGAGAAAGUGGAUAAAAUCCUCAAGGAGGUCAUGAACGAACUGAUUGAGAAUUUACAAUAUGAUCCGGAAAAGUGCGCCCAAACCGCGAAAGUGGCCUCGGGGCUAAUAAGGACCAGGGUAAAAGGCCUAGAUUUUGAAAGAUAUAAAUUAGUAUGUAUUGUGACAAUAGGAGAAAAGAACUCUCAAGACGUUUACGCAACCUGUAGAUUCCUUUGGGAUGCGGAAAAGGAUAGAUACGCUUAUUACGCGUUGGAAAACACCCACGUUUAUGCUAUAGCAUAUUGUUUCGGUUUAUAUUACGAAUAAAGGCUGUGAAUGUUU